AUGUCAUCGGAACAGAUCGCCAAAGCCCUGAAGGGUGCUGGUUUAUCAGCUGAAGAGCGUAUCGACACAGCUGUUCAAGCUUGGCAAAACGACAAACUUUUCUUUCCAAACAAGGACGAUUUCUUGCUGGAAUGGCUAUGUACAGCGUUGACGAGAUCGAAGCUGAAAUCAUCGACCGAUACAGCUGUUAUCCAAGUCGCCUACUGGCAGCUGUUGCAAGAGCUACUUGCUCACUAUACUGAACGCGUCAAUACCACCGGUCGAUCGCCUCCCAGCAUACGAGUACCCCUCAUUACUUCAGUCACCACGCUGCUCAACCGUAUCAAAAAGGAUCCACCAGCACAACAAAAAGAGCUAUUGGAAUAUGUGUCGAAUGCAUUAGAUUUGCUCUUCUCGCCAAUUUUCGCCUUAUCGUAUCGACCCACGUUUGAACAUAUGGUUGCUGUGAUGGAUCAGCUAUUGGAGACACUUGCAACUCAAAUCGACAAUGAUGCGCUUGCCAACCUUGCAAAGGUGUUGCUGAAACGUUACAACUCGCAAAUCAUGCAAUCUGCCAAUCAUAAAAAGGCUUUCACGGUGGUUGUUGGCAAAACGUUCCCGGCACUACUCUCGAUUCGUCGACGCAUUGCAGCUACCGACAACGAAUUAUCAUUGCUAUUGACCGACCUAUUAUCAUCGAGUCUCUUUCAUCCUGACAGCAUCAUGGAAUACACGUCUAUUUUCAGAUCAUCCGACGCUGCAUCGUUCCAAAGCAACAAGUCUACCUACGUGUACAAGUUGUUUGAAGAACUUGGUCGAUUGUUAAAGAAGCCUGAGAGUGUUGAAGAUGUGUUGGAUGUGAUACCUGUUUUGUAUUCACGAUUUGUGCGUGCAUUUCGGAAAAAGAGAGGCCAAACAGCUGGUCAAGACACCGUGCGACAUGUGGAAUUUGGCUUUUUGGUGGAAUGUCACAAGAUUUUGGAGCAGUGCUCGGAUGUGGAUACGCUUUGUCAGCUGCUGCACGUUUUAUUGGAGUUGAAUGUUUACGUCGCACGAAAUGAUGAUGUAUCUCGAUCACAACAUGCUUUCUUGGAUGACAUUGCCGAAAAUGCAGUCAAUUUGUUGGGGUCUCCUAAAGAUUGUGAUCAGGCCUCGGUGAUGCGAUUGAUCGAUGUAUUGCUUCAAAUCGAUCUUUUGCUGGUUGAAGCACGCAUGAACAAGAUUUGGCCGGUUCUCAUUCAGCCACAAGCCAAAUCAUUAGACACUUGCAUGAUUCUUGCAUUAUCAGUACUUUCUGUUUAUUCAGCUUCACGACAGAUGGAUGCAUUUAUUGGCGAUCUUCUCACCGCUUUGAAAGCCGUUUCAUCCAAGACUGAUAUUGAUUCGCUAUUGACGAUGCCCUGCUUUAGUAGACGAUUCCUUGAUGAGUUCUCAACGGUCGUCAGCAAAUCCCUUCCAACAAAUCAAGUACCGAUACUCUUUGAACAAUUUGCCAAUGAACUUUAUCAAGACAACUCUCCCGCAGUUAUUCGGUUGAUGAGCAUCUUUUUCGCACAAUUCAUUACCUCGGUCAACCUUACACAACAUCAACGACGUGCUUUCGAAUCACAAACGCAUGCUCUCUUUGAACGUUUUAUCAAACCUAGUCUUGAGGAAUCGCAAAAGAAUCAAGGCAAUUUAUUGGCAGCUCUGCAACUACAUACAGCUUUGACGAACAGCAUGGCGGAUGUCUAUUGGGCAACGUUGAGUGGCGACACGCGUGGAUGGCUUGCCGAGGUGCUCCAAACGAGAUUUGAUCAAUGUCAUAAGGAGGAUACCAAAGAUGGUCGGUGCGUCACUGUUUUGAGUGUAACGGCCUUGUUACAACAUGCCUACUUUUCGUACUUGAACAUUGCAGCUGAAGAGGCUACUCAAUCUUCACCACUGGAUAUGGUUGGCCGUGUGCUUGAUUUUGUUCUCGAGGAUCAUCAAAGUAUUUCAUCAAAGGAUACAUGGGAUGGUUCGUUGGUGCAUUUGGAUUCGAGUGCUGUCAAGAUUGCAUGUUGGAAACUCAUCACGGAUGAAUGGUUUGAUGUCAUUUGCCGUUCAUGCGUGGGAGAACGAGCCAAGAAGCUGGCAGAAUUGGUGUUAAACCCCUUGAUGGAAACGCCAUGGCAUGGAUUUGAGAGCAAUCAAGUUUCAAUCCCCUCGAUCAAUCAAUUACUCUUACGCUCUGCAAACUUUUAUGAGGCUACCAGUUUACAAGAAUAUGCGGCUACAACGGUGAUUGAUUCUUUGGCCGAGUUUUUCAAAGCACACAUGGAUGACACAGCUUCAGGAAAGAUUGCACGUGUACUAGCAAUGAUGGAAGGUGCAUGGACAGCGGAUCAGCUCGCAGAGCUUGCUACUUGGCUUAAGGAAGGAGCCGACAUGGAUAUUUGCAGCCAAGAUGAUACAGCAAAGUUGGAACGUAUGCUCGAUUUAUUGUUGCUUUUCCCAAUGGAGUAUUAUCACAAGAGCAAUCGAUCCAUCCUCUUACGUGCUACCUUAUUGAUUGAUGCCUGGGCGAACGCUGGCAUGUGUAAGAGUGGUCCUAUUUCUCUACGUGCACGAACAUUGCUCUUGCGUUUAAUGUCCAACUAUCACGGUCAGCAUGGGUUGGAAACCAAUGUUGAUUUAUUGUCAUGGUUCCUUGACUCUGCCAGUGGUAUUGAUGAACCUGGUAUCCUUCACGUCACGAAGCAGAUUGACUUGCUUGUAUUGCGAUCAUUGAUGACACAAGCUGAUGGUGACAGCGAUGCUGCAUCAUUUCUCGAUUCUACAUUCAAGCAACGACUGCAAUGGUUAAAGACACAACAGCCUAAUGCAAGCUGCUGGACGAUGGAUGCCGUGGAAUCGGUGAUUGGAUACCUAAAGGCUCAUCCUACCAAAUGUGUUGAUGCGGAUACCACAAGGAUUGUUUUUGCAGCCGACAUUGUAUCACAAACAUCCAAGCACGUGAUCCAUUGUUUGAAGCAGGCACAUUCUUUGCUCUUGGACGCUCCUGAAGAAGGCUUAAGCAUCUUGACAAAGGACAUCUUGGCUUUGGCAUCCUUGUUACAUGAAUAUGAUCAGUUGGUCAAGCCCCAGAGUGGUAAAGUUGUCGAUGCCAAUGAGUUGUCACAACGUAUGGUGCGUCUUGCUUCGCCAUUCACAGUCCUGGUUCAGCGUUCUUUGCGGUCACCUAUGCCAAUCCAUGAUCGCAUAUUGGAAACGACGACAGCAUUCGUUGGAUCACUAUGCCGAGCAGUAUCUCAAUACCAGCAUGCUUAUGUAACGGAACGUGUUUUGGCAGUGAUUUGGUUCAUCGUCACUCUCGUGUAUGAUUCAGAUCAAAAAAGUGUUCAACAGCUGUGCGAUGCUCUAUCGUCAUGGGUGAAAACGUUGGAUCAAGAACAGUAUGCGGUUGUACUUGCUGGAUUUAUUGCACAAGCGGAUCGAAUGGUGGAUCAAGAGCGGGAGCAUAUCUAUUUGACCCUUUUAGCUACUACUGUGCAAGCAUCUACCCAAUCACAAAAGCCCAUUGUUCGAAGGCAAUUCUCUACGUUUGUGACCAAGCUUACCAUGAUUGGUGUCAAAAGACGAUCAGCCAAGUUUAUUCACCAAGCAUUACUCUUUAUGGCAGACCUUAUCGCUGAUAUUAAUAUGGCCGUCAGCAAACAAACACUGUCCUUGGUAUUGACCAGUAUCAUCCAAUUGACCAAUGUGGUACCUGUUGCCGAUGUCGAUCAGCCUACAUCACGUGCGCUAUUUGAUGCUGUACACUUGCUUAUGCAGAACAUCUUGAUUUAUCGACGUGAGCAGCUUGUGGAUGUGUUACCUGUCUACAUUGCUAUUGUACAAUCGCUGUUGCAGUGUUUCCGAUCGACCCAUCUCGCAUUAACCAGCAAAUCCAACAAGGAGCGGUUACGUACUUAUACGCUACUAAUUCCUUCCGCGCCCCUCGAUACCUCGGCUGCAGAACGAAUGGCAAGACUUUUCUCUGCUAUGGAAGCCAAAUUCCUUACUGAAGGCAAAAACCAACGACUCAGUGCAGCAACACAGAACAAGUUGAUAUCUAAGCAUGUCCCAUUCUUGCUACUUGAGUACUUUUCAAUUCAAGCACAUCCAGCCAUGAGCAUAUCUCAACCCCAAGUGAAGACUAUUUUGGAACAACAAGGCCUUUACAAUUUGAUGGAUAUGGUCAAUGAGAGUCAACGGCAUAUGAUCUUAGCAUCCCUUAAUGAAGCCGGCAAGUUACUAUUCAAAAACUUUUACUCCAGUUGGAAGGAGAAUCAUAUGUACAAAGGACAAUAA
Messenger RNA from Lichtheimia ornata, 4293 nucleotides. RefSeq lists its product as uncharacterized. Gene Ontology annotation, cellular component: nucleolus. The record is from RefSeq and is a predicted model, not a curated record. Lineage: Eukaryota; Fungi; Mucoromycota; Mucoromycetes; Mucorales; Lichtheimiaceae. The coding region runs from base 1 to 4293 and encodes 1430 amino acids. The transcript has 17 exons. Gene Ontology annotation, biological process: ribosome biogenesis.